Messenger RNA from Komagataella phaffii GS115, 642 nucleotides. Its product is annotated as One of two (see also PTH2) mitochondrially-localized peptidyl-tRNA hydrolases. The coding region runs from base 1 to 642 and encodes 213 amino acids. The transcript has a single exon. The record is from RefSeq and is a predicted model, not a curated record. Gene Ontology annotation, molecular function: peptidyl-tRNA hydrolase activity. NCBI's taxonomy places the organism in Eukaryota, Fungi, Ascomycota, Pichiomycetes, Pichiales, Pichiaceae.
AUGCUGAGAUCAAUUGCAAGGCAACUACAUACAAUAAGUGUAGAUAAUGGCAAGCCUCCUCUGUUGGUUCUAGCGUCUAUUGGUAAUCCCGAAUCGUCAUUUAGAGGCACUCGACACUCCAUAGGACACCAUAUUCUCAAUAGAUUGAAACAAAUCUAUCAGGCAGAUGAGCAGUUGACGAUCGACAAAAACAAGUUCUACUACAAUAGACGGGAAGAGCCACAAGUGCUCUUUUACCAGAGCAACUCCCUCAUGAAUUUAUCAGGGAAGCCCAUAUCAAAAGCUUUCAAAUCUGUGCAUAAGUGGACGGAUGAGUACAACCCAGUAUUAGUCAUACUGCAUGAUGAACUGGAUUGUCCGGUUGGAAAAUUCAAAACUAGAAGGCAAAUGUCUUCUCAUAGGGGUCAUAACGGUCUAAGAUCCAUAAACCAACACAUGGGAGGCGGGUUUACGACUAUAUCAAUUGGAAUAGAUAGGCCUGAAAGCAAGAGCUCAAAUGCGGUCGCAAGUUAUGUCCUUGCUAAAGUUCCUCCACAUGACUUGGAACGCAUAGAUAGAACAAUUCCUUCAAUUCAGAAGACAGUAGAAGACAUGAAGUUGGGAAAAUUGAUCUUCGAUACGAAUCCCAAUUAUAAAGGGUAG